CCGUCUUCGAACGACACUAAACUGGUUCGAACAAACCUUCACCAUGCAGAAGACAAAGAUUUGGUGAAUUAUGGCGAGCUCCCAUACCUUAUCAGAGCCAGCUGCCGCCCCGUGCAUGCCCGGAUGCCCCCCUCCUCCUCAGCCCGCCAGCUUGCUGCUGUCUGCCUUAUCAGCGCUGCUGCUGGUGUCGCUGGAUGCUGCACGGUGGCGCAGCCCAGAUCCAACUGAGGACUUGAGGAUGGAAACGUGAGGACAGCGGGUCUGUAGGAAGCGAGGAGCCAGGAUGGAAUAACUCAGAGGACCCCUCCUGUGUACACUGCUGGUCUUCAUUUGAUCCCUUAUUUUAUCACACUGAGAAAAAACCUGCUGCAUGUCGUCAAGUCGCUCCUAAUAGGAUUUUAUUGAAGCGCAUCUCUCCGGAUCAGGUGCGCCGGCAUUUCCUCAACUUACCUGGGAUGAUGAUUUCUGCUUGUUCUUCACAGGUGGGGGAGUGGAUUUAAAUUUCAAAGUUUGGAUCCUCUUUUUCCGGGAUUUUUUCAUUUCUCAUGUAUUUAUUUUUUAAAGGGGAUGGCAGUUGUCGACUGGAGACGAACGCGCCUCGCUGAACACAGCAGUUAAAAUUGUGGAUGGAUGCUGUCGAUGUUGUCACGGCUCUUCUGGCUGAUGAUUGUGUGUGUGUGAGUGUGUGUGUGAACUCACACCGCGGGCGCCCGCCGCGCUGACACGUCGCUGAGCUGCACGCUCGUCCGUUCGCAUGAAAAUCACCCCACUGUCCGUGAAAGUUUGUGACUGGGACGCGGUGGAGGAUGAAGGCAGCGCACCUUUUCUGGCUUCCGCACGGACGCAGGGCUCAGUGACUGCUUCCUUGUUACGCGUGCUUUUAGUUCAGCGUGUCGCUUGUGGAUGGAUUGGUGAUUAGGUGUUAACUGGAGAAUGUGUUUCCACACCGUGGAUUCCUGCUCGGGCUGGAGGGGAGAGCAGCGGAUAUCCCAAUGCCUUCCUGGGACCACAGGUGUUCCCUGUAAACAGUGACUCCAAAUCCCAAAAUGCCGAGCUGUGGAUAGAGAGGCUGCCCUGUGGGUCGAGCUGACCUGUGUCUGCCUCCCUGCACCUCCUCAUCAUUUCCUAGUUCCUUGUCCUCCCUUUUUCCUUCUCUUCCCCCUUCAGCCCUUUAUCCUCCUCUUACUCCUUCUCUUCCCCUUCCUCUCUUGCGUUAUCUUUUAUUUUUCAAAUCCCCUUUUUUCUCUCUCGUUUUUCCCCUUUCCCCCUGCGUCAUCAUCAGCCUCUCACCCCCCUUCUCUCCCUCCUUCUCCUCUUGCUGUCACACCUCCCUCCUGUCCUCUCUCCCUUCCUUGUUCUACCCUCCACAUCCUCCUCUUCCUCCCCCCACAGCACACAUGCAGGCCAAGAAGCGGUACCUGCUCGUGUCUGUGGGGGCCGGUCUUCUCUUCCUCAUCUACCUGUGGGGUCUGCAAAUUGGGGAGUUCCAGCAGCAGCCGUACCAGUAUCACCAGCUUCCCCAGUACCCCCAGUACCCCCAGUACCACCAGCCGGAAUACCAGUACUACCACCAGACCCAGGAGGUGUACGAGCCCCAGCCCCUGCCUCAGAGAACCCCGUCCAGACCUCCCAGGCACUGGCCAGAGUCGACCCGGCUGCUGGAGCCGUACCUGGAGGGCGGGGAGCAAGAGGCGGACAGUCCUCAGCUCCACCACCAGCACACCUCGCCCCGGGAAAGACGCGCGAUCCGCGACAACAUCUACAAGAACAGACGCUGCCGCAUGGAAACCUGCUUCGACUUUUCUCGCUGCCAGUCGGGCUUCGGGGUUUACAUCUACCCCCCUCAGAGAGGGGACGAGAUCUCCGAGACCUACCAGAAGAUCCUGUCGUCCAUCGAGGAGUCUCGCUUCCACACCACAGACCCUUCGCGGGCUUGUCUGUUCAUUCUGGCUGUGGACACGUUGGACAGGGACCAGCUCUCGGUUCAGUACGUCCAGAACGUCAGGCUCCGCAUCCAGAGCCUGCCGACGUGGAACGAUGGCAGGAACCACCUCAUAUUCAACCUGUACUCUGGCACCUGGCCGGACUACACAGAGGAUCUAGGCUUUGAGGUGGGCCAGGCCAUGUUGGCCAAGGCCAGCGCGGAUGUGGUCAACUUCCGACCCAACUUUGAUAUCUCUAUCCCUCUAUUCUCCAAGGAUCACCCACUAAAAGGAGGGGGCUUGGGUUAUCUAACGCUCAAUGACACACCGCCCUCCAGGAAGUACCUGCUGGUUUUCAAAGGGAAGCGAUACCUAACUGGCAUAGGUUCUGAGACGAGGAACGCUCUGUAUCACAUCCACAACGGGGAAGAUAUUAUUCUGCUGACCACAUGUAAACAUGGCAAAGACUGGGAGAAGCACAAGGACUCUCGCUGUGACAGAGAUAAUGAAGAGUACUCAAAGUUUGACUACCAGGAACUGCUUCACAACUCCAGUUUCUGCCUGGUGCCCCGGGGUCGGCGUCUUGGAUCGUUUCGCUUCCUAGAGGCCCUGCAGGCGGCUUGCAUACCGGUUAUUCUGAGUAACGGCUGGGAGCUUCCCUUCUCUGAAGUGAUUGACUGGAGGAAAGCCGCCAUCAUCGGAGAUGAGAGACUGCUGUUACAGGUUCCCUCCAUUACCCGGUCUGUGGGCCAUGACAGGAUCCUGGCUCUCCGCCAGCAGACUCAGUUCCUCUGGGACGCCUACUUUUCUUCUGUAGCCAAAAUCGUCUUAACUACUCUGGAGAUCAUCCAGGACCGCGUGGACUCCCAUGUGUCCAGAAACCGGUUGCUGUGGAACUCCCUCCCUGGUGGUCUCUAUGCACUCCCCCAGUACUCAACGGACCCUGCCCAGUUCCCUUUUUACUAUGCCAUACUGGGUAAGAGCCCCUCGCAGCAGUUCACAGCUGUGAUCCAUACAGUCAGUCCUCUGCAGUCCCAGAUCUCCCCUGUGGUGAAGCUCAUCAUUGCUGUUGCCAAGUCCAAGUUCUGUGCACAGAUUGUGGUUUUAUGGAACUGCGACAAGCCUUUACCUCCUAGGAACAAGUGGCCCUCCACCAGUGUGCCUCUCGCUGUCGUUGAAGGACAGACCAAGACAAUGUGCAGUCGUUUUUUCCCCCACGACGUCAUCCUCACCGAUGCUGUUCUCAGUUUGGAUGAAGACUCGGUUCUCUCAACAAAUGAGGUGGACUUUGCCUUUAUCGUGUGGCAAAGCUUUCCGGAGCGAAUCGUCGGUUAUCCAGCAAGGAGCCACUACUGGGACAGUUCCCGGUCCCGCUGGGGCUACACCUCUAAAUGGACCAAUGACUACUCCAUGGUCCUUACAGGGGCAGCUUUCUACCACAGAUACUACCACUACCUGUUCACCCACCUGGUCCCGGCCAGCCUGCUGACCACGGUGGACCGCAUGGCUAACUGUGAAGACAUCCUGAUGAACUUCCUGGUUUCGGCCGUGACCAAGCAGCCGCCGAUCAAAGUCACCCAGAAGAAGCAGUACAAGGAGACCCUGAUGACCCAGGGCUCCAAGGCCUCUCGGUGGGCCGACCCGGACCACUUUGCCCAGCGACAGACGUGCAUGAACAUCUUCAGUCACUGGCUGGGUUUCAUGCCGCUGGUUCACUCCCAGAUGAGGCUGGACCCUGUGUUGUUCAGGGACCAGGUCUCCAUCCUGAGGAAGAAAUACAGGGACAUUGAGAAGCUGUGAAUGCACAAGGAUAAACACCAAAUGACAGGAUGGUCAAAUAAUUGCAUGCAUCAGGAAGAUUUUCAUGAACUCCCAUCAUCCAAAG
This is a messenger RNA of Scatophagus argus, 3807 nucleotides long. RefSeq names its product exostosin-1-like. Lineage: Eukaryota; Metazoa; Chordata; Actinopteri; Scatophagidae. The transcript is spliced from 14 exons. Gene Ontology annotation, molecular function: acetylglucosaminyltransferase activity; glucuronosyltransferase activity. The record is from RefSeq and is a predicted model, not a curated record. Bases 1398 to 3722 code for a protein of 774 amino acids. Gene Ontology annotation, cellular component: Golgi apparatus; membrane.